UGUCCUUUCUGCGCUCUCUUCCACUGCUCUGCAGUUGAACACACUCAUGGUCGAUGCCAAGGGAAGGAACAUGAAAUGUCUGACUUUCUUCUUAAUGCUGCCUGAGUCAGUAAAGAGCAAGUCAAGCAAAAGCUCCAAGAAGGGCAAUGCCAGUGGUAGUCCCAAACUGCCCCCCGUCUGCUAUGAGAUUAUAACUCUGAGAAACAAAAAGAAGAAGAAGAUGGCAGCGGACAUAUUUCCCACCAAAAAGCCGGCACCUGCCACCACUGUACAACAGUACCAGCAGCAGAACCUCAACAACAACAACACCAUACAUAACUGUAACUGGCAAGGACUCUACUCCACAAUCAGAGAAAGAAAUUCUGUAAUGUACAACAAUGAACUGAUGGCAGAUGUUCACUUUGUGGUGGGUCAGCCUGGGAGGACCAAGCGGUUGCCAGGACACAGAUAUGUCUUAGCUGUGGGCAGCUCUGUGUUUCACGCCAUGUUUUACGGUGAACUCGCUGAAAACGACGAUGAGAUUCAUAUUCCGGAUGUGGAACCAGCUGCCUUUUUGGCAAUGUUGAAGUACAUCUACUGUGAUGAGAUUGACCUGAGCGCUGACACAGUUUUAGCGACUCUUUACGCUGCCAAAAAGUACAUUGUUCCCCACCUGGCACGUGCCUGCGUGAACUUCCUGGAGACCAGCCUGAGCGCUAAGAAUGCCUGCGUGCUGCUGUCCCAGAGUUGCCUGUUCGAAGAGCCCGAGCUGACUCAGCGCUGCUGGGAAGUCAUCGACGCCCAGGCCGAGCUGGCGCUACGUUCUGAAGGUUUCUGCGACAUCGACUCCCAGACCCUGGAGAGCAUCCUCCAGCGAGAGACACUCAAUGCUAAAGAGAUUGUUGUCUUUGAGGCGGCGCUCAGCUGGGCUGAAGCGGAGUGUCAGAGACAAGAGCUCACCUUGUCUACUGACAACAAGCGGAAGGUUUUGGGCAAGGCCAUGUACCUGAUACGCAUUCCCACUAUGGCUCUGGAUGACUUUGCUAAUGGAGCGGCCCAGUCAGGCGUGCUGACACUUAAUGAGACCAACGACAUCUUCCUUUGGUACACUGCUGCCAAGAAGCCUGAACUUCAAUUUGUCAGCCAGCCAAGGGAGGGGCUGACACCCCAGCGCUGCCAUAGGUUCCAGUCCUGUGCCUACCGAAGCAAUCAGUGGCGUUAUCGAGGCCGCUGUGACAGCAUACAGUUUGCUGUGGACAAACGAGUUUUCAUUGCGGGUUUCGGACUCUACGGCUCCAGCUGUGGAUCAACAGAGUACAGCGCCAAGAUAGAGCUCAAACGUCAGGGAGUCCUGAUGGGACAAAACCUUAGCAAAUACUUCUCAGACGGCUCCAGCAACACUUUCCCGGUGUGGUUUGAGUAUCCUGUGCAGAUUGAGCCCGAUACCUUCUACACCGCGAGUGUGGUUCUGGAUGGGAAUGAACUGAGCUACUUUGGACAGGAAGGCAUGACAGAGGUGCAGUGUGGGAAGGUGACAUUUCAGUUCCAGUGCUCUUCAGACAGCACUAAUGGCACAGGUGUGCAAGGAGGUCAGAUUCCUGAGCUUAUUUUCUACGCCUGA
Syngnathoides biaculeatus (alligator pipefish) is the source of this 1600-nucleotide messenger RNA. RefSeq names its product BTB (POZ) domain containing 3b (gene btbd3b). Gene Ontology annotation, biological process: cerebral cortex development; neurogenesis; dendrite morphogenesis. Gene Ontology annotation, cellular component: cytosol. Bases 47 to 1600 code for a protein of 517 amino acids. The record is from RefSeq and is a predicted model, not a curated record. Gene Ontology annotation, molecular function: protein binding. NCBI's taxonomy places the organism in Eukaryota, Metazoa, Chordata, Actinopteri, Syngnathiformes, Syngnathidae. The transcript is spliced from 4 exons.